AUGGUGUGGAGGAAUGCCGCAAAGGUUAUUCUUGCGGCAGGAGAAGCGUUAACGAAAGCGUUCACGAGGGCAGUUAGAGAUGAAAUCAGAGCAAGCAAACAAGCCGCAGCCAGGUAUGCUGAAAGGACGGGUGGAUCAGCCUCGGAAGCACAACGAUCCGGUGAAACAAACGCUAGGCUCGGAAUAUCUCUACAGGCUAGUCGAAGAAUUCAUUCCGUUAAGAGUGAUCUCGUUCCAUAUUUUCGCACCGAUAAAGCAAGUUUAUUCCAGGAAUCAAUGCAGAUUUUGAAUGUGAAAGAGCCCUUGAACAAAGAAGAAGUUGAGUCGCAUUACAAACAUUUAUUUGAAAUUAACGACAAGACAAAAGGCGGUUCCUUGUAUUUACAGUCUAAGGUAAGUGUAACAUUCUACAUACCCUUCAUUAAGCACUCGAGUUGCUCCUUAUACUCAUCAGCUAAUUGUGAACAGUAUUAUUCUUACAUCAACUGA
This is a messenger RNA of Anisakis simplex (herring worm), 489 nucleotides long. The record is from the annotation of a GenBank genome assembly. Lineage: Eukaryota; Metazoa; Nematoda; Chromadorea; Rhabditida; Anisakidae.